Messenger RNA from Closterium sp. NIES-67, 8690 nucleotides. The record is from the annotation of a GenBank genome assembly. NCBI's taxonomy places the organism in Eukaryota, Viridiplantae, Streptophyta, Zygnematophyceae, Desmidiales, Closteriaceae.
UGUAGGGUGUGUGUGAUUGGCUCUGUUUCAUGUGCUGCCGUGCUUCACGAGUGGUGGGAACUGUCAGAAAACUCUGCUGCUGAGAGUACGCCAUUUGUCGCCAUUGCCAGUUGUAGACCACCAACCAAGAGCCGUCCGCAGCAGCGUUGCUACCCUCUCACCUGUAGUCCAGCGAGGAAGGGAUUCUAGACCGUCGCGAAAGGAGUUACGAGACCGCUUUCGCGUCUUAGUUCCGCGUUUUGGUCUCGCAACUUACUCCCGCACUAACCUACUUCAAGAAAACUACCGAGGAAACGAGGUUGGAGUACGGACGAAUCAACGGUUACCGUGCCUAGGGACAGUAUAUCCAGCCUAGGGUUCGUACUGACCUCGACUGGCAACGCUCAGCCCUGGGCCGUAGAUCCGACGUGGCAGCUCGUCCAGGGGUUAGCCACGAUGCGUAAACCUAGUCUUUGCGAAACGGCGACGUAGCAUCGUCGCACGCGAGCCCUGUCACGUCCUUAACUCUCCCGCGCCUUUCGCGCUAAUAAUCAGGCAACACUUCAGUCUCCUAUUUAUUAUCUCGGCGUCUCAAAAGGGUGUAGCUCCAGAAACGUCGAUUUUUCCAGCGUAAGGGGAGUGAGAGCUGAGAGCAAUGCGUGAAGGAGCCUCGGCAUCGAGGCUCGGCGACAAUAGAAUGCCACAAGGCGAUAGCAGCCUCGGAAUAGGACGACCCGUUAACAGUAUAGAAGGUCGGCAUCUUAGCGAGACGUGUAGGGCCCAGAGACUAGACAUGGCGACAUUCGCGAGGAGUCAAUUGCUCCGUUUCGCCAUCGCGACGUUCGUGCUGUUACUCAGUCCACCCUUAACGCGGACACAAUCAGUGUGCAACCGGCAAGCGGUGGUGUACGUGACGGCGACCGGCUCCGCAACCGGCUGCUGCGGCACCUCGCAGAGGCCAUGCGGCUCCCUCGACCUCGCCCUCACGAACGCUGACCUCAAGGGGGCGACCAUUCUGCUGGUCAACGGCACCAUACCCGUGUCCUUCUCAACGCUCUCGUCCCCCCUCGCCCUCGGCGGCUACUCCCUCACUAUAGCAGCAGGCUCGCUCUCCUCGCCCUCCCCCACCCCCCCCGCUUCAAUCACAUCUAAGCCUCUCAUUGAUUGCAAGAACGGGCCCUGCUUGAGCGCCGUUUGUGCCUCUAACGGGGGCGCUUCUGCUGCCGCUCCUGCUGUGCCGUGCGCGCAGGCGAGUGUGACCAUCCAGGGGGUCGUUGUGAUGAGCGGGUUGAACAAGGUCGGAGGAGGGGGCUGCUUGGAAGCAGCGAACCAGAAGGUGACUAUAACGAGCGUUGACUUCUCCAGCUGCAUCGCGUACACCAACGGGGGCGCGGUCUCCGUCUCGUCCUCCAAGGAUGUGACUAUGACGAAUGUGACUGUGUUCGACUCGAAAGUCACCCAGGGGGGCAUCGACGGUGGUGGCGGCGGCAUUGCAAUCUUCUCCUCCAAGGGCUCCCUCUCGGCUCUCGACGUCGAGUCGUGCCACGCGGACGAGAGCGUGGGAGGCGGCAUCGCCAUCUACUCCUCCACUCUCACCCUCUCUUCCUCUGUCAUCGCCCAGUGCUCCUCCCGCUUCCUGGGCGGCGGGCUCGCCUCCUCCACCUCCACCCUCACACUCAAAUCCGUCCAAAUCACCAGCACCAACGCCAGCUCCGCGGGGUGUUUGUCCGACACCGCCUCUCUCUCGCUCUCUAUCCAGGCGUCCACUUUCUUCGGGUGCUUCGCCGCGUCUUCCCGCGACUAUCCUCCUUAUGACGCGGACCCGUCCUAUGGCGGGGGGAUGUUCCUUAACGGGACGACGUCUACAGUGAUUCUUGACUCGACGAUUGACUCGACCACUUCGGUGUACGGGGGGGGAGGGAUUUACGCCAUGGGCACGACCAAGAUCUCGAUCCAACGGUCCACAAUCACCCGCUGCACUAACUACAUGGACAGUGGGACGGGGGUUGCGGUUGACGGCUGGAGUAUGGGAACCACCACUGGGAGCGUGGAGUUAAUCGAUAGCCAAAUAGUGGAUAAUACGGGGUAUGCGGAGUCUAACCUGGGGGUUGGAGUGUAUUUGUCAGACGUUAAUGCGGUGGUGCGCGGUUGCAAUAUCUCGGGGAACAACGGGCUGAUGACUGAGGGGCUUUUAGCCCAAGGCGGCGGCAUCAGCACGAACUUUGUGAACAAGGAGGAGGUGGUUUUUGACUUCUCCGACUCAACUGUCAGCAACAACUGGGCGUACAUGGGCGGGGGUCUCUACAUCACCUCACCUGCAGUCACCGUCACCAACGUCACCUUCGCCAACAACUACGCCGUCGCUUCAGGAGGAGGAGUCUACUGGCUGAAUGGCGGCAGCAUGGUGAAGAGCAGGGUGGAGGGCAACGUGGGCGCCAUGGGGGGCGGCGGCAUGGCGGUCAACACAAAAAAAACAGUGGCUGUGGACGACUGUGACUUUAUCGCCAACGAGGCUACUACCGGGGAGGGCGGAGGUGUUCUUAUAACGGAGGGAGAAGCCACGGACGUGGCUAUCACCAACAGCCGCUUCUCCCAGAACAAGGCCAUGGCAGCGCGAGGGGGAGCCAUCUUCCACAGUGGCACGGCCCUCUCGCUCUUUUCCACCUCCUUCCGAAGCAACUCCGCUGCUAAGGGCGGGGCAGUCGCCGUUGUAGGCUCCAUCCUCUCCUCCCCCUCCUCGCCCUCCUCGCCCUCCGCUCCCUCCGCUCCCCCUCUCUCCACCGUUGCUACCAUCACCUCUUCCUCCUUCUCCCUCAAUCACGCCGACCUGUCAGGCGGCGCGCUCUACGCCGCGAUGACGGGCGAUGCGCGAAUCACCGACUGCGAGCUGGCGCAGAACGACGCGACCACGGGCGGCGGGAUUGCCCUGGAGGAGUACAGCGUGCUGGCGCUGACUCGCAGCGUGUGCGAUGGCAACAAGGCUGUAUCCGGGGGAGGGUGCUUGGCCCUUAUUGAUGCCACCUCGGGUGUGAUUGUAAAGGGGGAGGUGAAGGGGAAUGCGGGUGGGAGCGAGGGAGGGGGGGUUCGAGCGAGUGGGUCCGCGAGGCUGACUGUAACGGGGGUGAUUGUAGAGGGGAACAGCGCAGAAGGGGGUGGGGGGUUCGUAUGGGCAGAGAUGGACGCUCAGGUGAAUGCGACUGGGACCAAUUUCCGGAACAAUUCGGCCCGGUUUUAUGGCGGAGUGAUCUACGCCGUCCAUUCGGCCCGUGUUGAUCUCACUGGGUCGAAUCUGGUCGGCAACAGCGCGGAUCUGGGUGGCGCGGCGCUGAUCGAGGGGCGGGCGGUUUUGUCCUGUUUGAACUCGACGUUUUCCAGCAAUGCCGCCCAUGCGGUGGUGGUGAGGGGCCAGGCCGAAGCUACUAUUCUUGGCGGCAGCUUCAACAACAACACUGCUGCUAGCGGCCCUUCUCUCUCCUCCUCCUCCUCCUCGUCCUCCACUUCCUCUGCCUCUGCUGCUGCAGUUGCCGAUUCCCCUACAGCCACAGCCACUGCCACUGCUACAGGCUUCUCUGAUUUCGCCUAUCCCUCGCCUUCUAUCCACAUGGCUGCUGCCUUUGCCGCUGCGGUCACCUCUUCCAUCGAAGCAGCAAGCCUGGCGACUAGAGGCCCCACUGCUAGGCUUCUCGCUGCUACUCCAGCUGCUGCUGGAGCCGGGAAUGUAACCACCAGCCAAGGUGGUAACCGCACAGUGACCACAAUUGGAGUGGCGAGCCCCCUGGGCGACGGUGGCGCGCUCCGCGCCACCGAUUCUGCCAUCCUUGUUAUAAACAGCUCCACUCUUACUGGGAACACCGCCAGCAAGGGCGGCGCGAUCUUCUCCGACUCCCUGGCCUCCGUCUCAAUCAACAGCUGCGAUUUCAUCUCGAACGUGGCGAGCAAGGGCGCGGGGGCGCUCGCCACGGGCAACUCCUCCCUCUCCGUCCUGCUCUCUAACUUCACUGCUAACGCGGCGUCCUUUGGGGGAGGGGGGCUGUUCUACGAGGGCAACUCCCAGGGGAGCAUCCUCAACUGCUCGUUUGUGGGGAAUGAUGCGAAGAAGGGAGGGGCGGCUGUGUAUGUGGAUCGGGAGCUGCUGAGGAAGAACCCCCUCGGAGAGACGAGUGUCAGCGACGCGAACAGCACUAGCAACAGCAACAGCGACGGCAGCGGCAGCGGCAGUGGAAGCCAGGAUACGCCCUCUCCGACUCUCCCUCCCGCCAUGGUGGCAUUGAGCAGCAACCUGACGUGUGAUAAUGUGGUGUUUGAGGGCAACGCCGCGGUGCCCAGCCAGGGCGUGGCGUUCUUUGACACGUCUUUCUGGCCGGGCGUCAGAAUCACGUGCUCUGGCGCUGACAGCACAAAGAACGACACCAUCGGCACCCCCCCUACGUCCUUCUCUCUCCUGUGGCAGAACAACGCACUCGAAGGGGGCAGUACUGACAACACCACCCCGUUCACCGUGAUGGGGGAUACUCAGACCCCCAUAGUGAACAUCAGCGUCACCAUCCUCGAUGCUUAUGGCAACAUCGCCAUCGACGACUUCUCCUCAAUCAUCGCCAUCCAGCCCGACCCCCGCAUCUCUGGCCUCCUCCGCGCCACCGCCCUGGAAGGCCAGGCGGUGCUGCCGCCCGUCUCGCUCGUCAUGCCGCCCGAAAGCGCGACCAACUUCACGCUCCCGAUCACCGUCAGCAGCCCCACCGACGCAUACCCCCCGAUCACCCAGGAGUUAGAAUUCGCUUUCUGUGACCCUGGGAACUAUUUCAGUCUGGACUCUCUGGCGUGCCUGCCGUGUGAAGUGGGGUAUAUGUGCCCCGCGGGGCAGGGGUCUGUGGUGUGUGAGGAUGGGACGUUUAGCUUCCUGCCGGCGGCAAGUGAGUGCGUGACGUGCGCCGAUACGGUGACCAUUCUGGGGGACAAUGCCAUGGGCUGCUCCAACGGGACGUGCACGAUUGCCGGGGACUUCUGGCUGAACCCAGAGAGCGUUUACACUGACAGCCCUGCGGUGUACUACUGCGACGUGUCGAACGGCUGUGCGGGGUACAACUACUCAUCGCCCAACGACUCACAGUGUGCAGAGGGCUAUGACCAGAACCGCCUCUGCUCCACGUGCUCCCCCGGAUACUACUCUGUUAUCAGCACGUGCUACCAGUGCACCUCGUGGAUGGAAACGCUCUUCUGGUUCUUCUUCGUGCUCGUCAUCCUGCUGUGGGUGGCGACGGCCGUCUUUUCUGACCGCUUCCACUCGGUGUCGAUGAUGAACAGUGAGCUGCAGAUCCUGGCCGUGCUGGGCUCUGUGGAUCUCCAGUUCCCCGACUGGGCGAGGAAGGUCGUCGAGCUCUCCACUCUCAGCCUCUUCUCAGUGGACAUCCUGGGUCCCGACUGCAAGUUCACCUUCCCCUUCACGUCCCGCUGGGCGCUCACCAUGAUAGUCGCCGCGGUGGGCCUCGCCGCCUACGCGCUCCUCUUCGCCGCCCAGCGCGCGCUGCGCCUCGUCUUCCCCCUACCGUCCCAGUCCCACGCCCAAGGGGGGGAGAAGGGAGGGGAGAAGGGGGGAAAGAAGCCAUCUGCUAACCCGCCUGCCCCGCUGGAGGAUAUUUAUAUUCACGGUGCGGCCAACUGGCUGGACGUGUGCUACCUGCCGGUCACUGUGCGCUGCUUCCAGGCCUUCUCCAGCAGCACGUACGACGUCCAAGUGAUGACCUUUUCCCCAACGGACCUGUGGAGCAGCAGUGCGCGCAUCACGCUGUUCGCGAUCGGCAUCACCGUUACUGUCAUCUUUGUGGCCGGGGCACCCAUCUACUACGCGCUGACCAUGCUGUACGGCAAGAAGCGCAAGCUGCUGGACACGCGGGCAUUCCGCACGCGCUGGGGGUGGAUGGUGACGCGCUACGAGUACCGCUACUUCUACUGGCACCUCAUGCUCUUCGCCAGGAGACUGCUCGUUGCUGCGCUGUUUGUCUUCCUCAUUGACUCGCCCCCCGUUCAGAUGACUAUUCUCUUCCCCGUGCAAGUCAUCCUGAUCGGCCUUCAGCUCGCCGCCUCCCCCUUCGUGGCCUCGACCCACGACGCGUUCGCAGCGAUCCUCAUCGUUGCCGAGAUGAUCUUCAUCAUCGCGACCAUGGGGUUCAACUUUGUGCAGCUCGAAACGCUCCCUAAGAUCGGUUUCGCGCUCGUCAUCAUGGCCUUCUGCAUCCCCACCCUCAUAGUCUUCUCCUACGAAACCACCAACCACCUCCUCGUCUGGAAAGUACACGGCGCAGCCAAGAGCCUCUGGGCGCUGGACGACGACAGAGAGGGUGGGGACGGAGGUAUGGGAGGGGCGGGGAAGAUUGGAAAAGAAUGGGGCGGCGGGGAGAAGGGCGGCGGGGGGAUUGGGGGCGGAGCAGCCAGCAACAAGCCGAGGAGUGUGAGGGAGGGAGCGGUGGAGGUGUCACCUAGCGACGUGCUCGACUGGUUCCGCCCGCACAUCGCUGCCAUCAUCCUGCUCCCAGGACGGGAGGAGGAGCGCAGGCUCCUCAUGAAAGUGCGCCGCGCGUACGAAGCCUGCUGCUACCCUCUCACCUCCCCCUCCUCCUCCUCCUCCUCCGCCGCUCCUGGAGCAAACGGCGACGGCCCGUCCGCUACCGCUCCCCCCACCUCCUCCUCUAAAUCCCUCGUGCCUGCGCCUGAGUUUGGCGACAUAGCGUGGAUCAAGGACCUGAACAAGUCGCAGCUCUUUGCAGCGCUUCACCAGAUAGUUCUCGGAGCGGCCGUGGGCAGGAGGCCUGUGGCCCGCGUCCCCUUUGACGCCCGGGACGUGCCAGCUAUCUGGACCACGUCAGGCGGGCUCGUGAUCGCUGGCAUGGGCGCCGUUCCCACUGCUGCGGGUAGCGGUGGUGCUGGGAUUGGAGCACAGGAGAGUGAUAGGAUGGAUAUUGCGGAUGGCAGUAUGCUGAGCAGUCGUUACGGGCAUGGAAGCACCAGCUUUUAUAAUGGUGGUGGUGGUGUGGGGAGUGGCACGCGCGUGCAUGAUAUUCUCGCGUCUUCUCGCUUUAUCAGCAAGGCGAUGCGGGAAAACGCCAAGACAGACCGCCCGGCGCUCGUGCGCUCAACUAAUAUCUCGAUCAAGAAUCUGCGGCCGCCCAAGCCGCCCCAGCCGCUGCCGCAGGAUCUGUGGCCGCCGCCCCUGGAGGAGUGCGCCACGUGGGCGCACGUGAUUGGGCGGCAGCAAGCCGCCCAGUUGGAGAGGGAUGGGGCCUUGGCAGAGGGGAGGGAGGAGGAAGAGGAGGAAGAGGAUGAGGGAGCGAAGGAGGAGAUGGCGGGUGCCCCUGCUGGGUAUGGUAAUGGCAGUGCUAAUGGUGGUGGUGCUGCUGCUGCUUUGAACGGGGAUGUUGAGAAGGGUGGGGAAGGAGGAGAGGGAGGGGAGGAGGACGGAGAGGAGGACGAAGUGGAGGGGGAGGAUGAGGAGGAGGAGGAGGGGGAGUACUUGGAGGCGUGGCUAGACAGCAUGGGCAUCUCUCUGGCGUUUCAGCAGAGCUUCUCGCAACUCACUCUGGUGGAGAAGAAGAGGAAGCCGCAGUCGCUGCGCCGUUUGCUGACCUCGGUGAAGCUGAGAGACAUCCUCGGCUGGCUCUCGUCCCCUCUAUGUACCACUGCUGACCGAGCACUGUUUGUUCGUCUUCUAGCGGCGGUGCGGGCGGCGACAGUGGAGGAUGCGGGCGGCCCGCGCUGGAGCAAGUGCCUGGUGGUGGCGUUCCAGGGGAAGCCCAACGCCACGCGCAAAGUGGCUGCAGCAAGCAAGGACUAUCUGGCAGAGGCGUCCGAGAAUACGCUGGCAGAGGCGUCUCAGGAGGACUCGGGUUACGGCUAUGGUGUGUGAGGUGACCUUUGAGCCGGCGGGGUACGGCUGUGGUGACCUUGGAGCCGACUCUAAAGGCACUGUCAGGGGGAGGGCUCAGCGUUUGGCUACGCUGUCUGGGAAUCGGUUGCUGCUGAAGCAUCUCAGGAAGACUCUUUGUCUGGACUCUGGUUGGGACUCUGGUUUGGUCUGGGUAGCAGUGUCAGAGGAAUCUUAGGGUGCUGAACAGAGUGCAAUGCACUUGUCCUUUCUGAGUGGUAACGCUCGCAGCGAGCCGAGGCAUCACAGGAGGAGCCCUUCCCAUGGCCAAGCUGUCUGAGGAACGUUUUCGAGGCGCCUAAAAAAUAGUAGCCUCAGUUCACGCUGGGUAACACGCAGCGAGGCAUGCCAUGAGGGUUCCUUCCUUACGGCAAAGCUGGCUGAGGAACAUUGGCACAGGGGAGGAGAGGACCCUGCCAGUCUGCUGCUGGGCUUACCUAUCUAUGGUAGUGCCGUAUCUCAUCUGGGGAGGGGUGGGGUUUACCCUGCGAGAUAAUACUGGCUGGGUAGGCAUGCUGGUAGGCACUGUAGCCGCCUGCUUGCUGUGUACAUUAUCUUGUGUAAUUCUGCUCGUGCACCAUGCGCUGACUUGGGCAGUGGAUUUGGUUUGGGAAGUGUGGGAGGGAAUAAGUCCGUCUGACCAACUCAGAUUCUUUCUUGAGGGUUGUUUUUGGUCUUAUGCAUGAAUUAGCAUUGCAUGUCAACACGCUGUAAGCUUAUGCUAGUUCCUUUCGGGUCUUUGCAGUGAGAUGCUAACAUUUCUUCAUACCGGUAGCAAUACAUUUAUAGCGUUAUA